Messenger RNA from Pseudonaja textilis, 2003 nucleotides. RefSeq names its product protein phosphatase 5 catalytic subunit (gene PPP5C). Gene Ontology annotation, molecular function: hydrolase activity; protein binding. NCBI's taxonomy places the organism in Eukaryota, Metazoa, Chordata, Lepidosauria, Squamata, Elapidae. The record is from RefSeq and is a predicted model, not a curated record.
GGGCAGGCUUGACGGCUGCUGGGUUUCUCUCUCUCCCCUCCCCUUUCAGCCCCCCCGUGGCUGGUUGUCAGGGCGCCUCGCUUUACGGCCCGGCGGCGAUGGCGGAGGGAGAACGGGCGGAGAACGGCAACGGGGGCGGAGGAGGAGGCAACGCCGGGCGGCCGCCGCAGGAAGGGGAGCCGGGGGCGCUGGAGCGAGCCGAAGCCCUCAAGACGCAGGCGAACGAUUACUUCAAAGCGAAGGACUAUGAGAACGCCGUCAAAUAUUACACCGAGGCCAUUGAGCUCAACCCCACCAAUGCCAUCUACUAUGCCAACCGCAGCUUGGCCUACCUGCGGACGGAGUGCUAUGGCUACGCCCUGGCCGACGCCACCAAGUCCAUCGACCUGGACAAGAAAUACAUCAAGGGCUACUACCGCCGAGCGACCAGCAACAUGGCCUUGGGGAAGUUCAAGGCAGCUUUACGGGAUUACGAGACGGUGGUCAAGGUGAAGCCGAACGAUAAAGAUGCCAAGAUGAAGUAUCAGGAAUGCAACAAGAUUGUGAAGCAGAAAGCCUUCGAGCGCGCCAUCGCCAGCGACGAGCACAAGCGGUCGGUGGUCGACUCCCUGGACAUUGAGAAUAUGACCAUCGAAGACGAGUACAGCGGGCCGAAACUGGAGAACGGGAAGGUGACCUUGGACUUCAUGAAGGAACUGAUGCAGUGGUACAAGGAGCAGAAGAAGCUGCACCGGAAGUGUGCAUAUCAGAUUUUGGUACAGGUGAAAGAGGUGCUAUCGAAACUCCCUACCCUUGUAGAAACCACGUUAAAAGAGACGGAUAAAAUUACCAUCUGUGGAGACACCCACGGACAAUACUAUGACCUCCUGAAUAUAUUUGAGCUGAACGGGCUGCCCUCCGAAGAUAAUCCAUACCUGUUCAACGGGGAUUUUGUGGACCGCGGUUCCUUCUCGGUGGAGGUGAUACUCACCCUCUUCGGUUUCAAGCUGCUAUAUCCCGACCAUUUCCACUUACUCCGAGGGAAUCACGAAACGGACAACAUGAACCAGAUCUACGGGUUCGAAGGCGAGGUCAAAGCCAAGUACACAGCUCAGAUGUUUGAGCUCUUCAGCGAAGUCUUCGAGUGGUUGCCCCUGGUGCAGUGCAUCAAUGGGAAAGUGUUGAUAAUGCAUGGUGGACUCUUCAGUGAAGAUGGUGUCAUGUUAGACGAUAUCAGGAAGAUUGAGAGGAAUCGCCAACCUCCCGACUCAGGUCCCAUGUGUGACCUGUUGUGGUCAGAUCCCCAACCCCAGAACGGCCGGUCGGUCAGUAAGCGAGGCGUGAGCUGCCAGUUCGGUCCCGACGUCACGAAGGGUUUCCUGGAAAGCAACCACCUAGACUACAUCAUUCGAAGCCACGAGGUGAAGCCGGAAGGAUACGAGGUGGCUCACGACGGGAAGUGCGUCACCGUUUUCUCGGCCCCCAACUACUGUGACCAGAUGGGCAACAAGGGAGCCUACAUCCACUUGCAAGGCUCGGACCUCCAGCCGGAGUUCCACCAGUUCACAGCAGUGCCUCAUCCAAACAUUAAGCCCAUGGUUUACGCCAACUCGCUGCUGCAGCUGGGGAUGCUAUAAGCCGCCUUCGGCCUCUGCUGACCGCCUCCCCCGCCCCUCCCAAGACCACCUGGAGGUCCACUCACCGGGCAGCGGCCGCGAUUUCAGAGUUUUCUUAUUUUUUUAUUUUCCUUUUUUUUUUAUCGUUUCUCCCAACAUCAGCCUUCACCACGGAGCAGGACUGUGCCGCGGCCAGGCGCGGAGGGGUGGGGCAGCCAAGGGACGGGCGGCCACGCCGAAAAAUCUUCUGUGGCAGGGUUGAGGGGAGGCGAGUCCCUUUUCUCAAAGAGCCAGGUAAAGGACCCCAGGUGGCCUUUUCCUUGCACUCGCUCACCUGGAGUGCUUCACCUGUGGCGGGGGCGGGGGGCGGGGGAACAGCGGUCGGAGCGUUUAAGAAACAAAACGUUU